Molecule: messenger RNA, 6069 nt
Organism: Echinostoma caproni
Lineage: Eukaryota; Metazoa; Platyhelminthes; Trematoda; Plagiorchiida; Echinostomatidae
Source: the annotation of a GenBank genome assembly
UUCAGCACAUUUGACGGAUCAUUAUCGUUUGAACACAUUCCAACUUUGAUUCAUUUGAAAAGUCUCUUCUCCUCUUUAUUCACAUCGUACGAGACAAUCAGUCAUCGAUUUACCAUUCCAGACACAAAAAACCCAAUGAAUCAGUACAUGCACACAGCUCGUGAAAUGUCCCGCCUGUUUUGUGGUCAACGCAGUCCGAAGGACAACGACCUAGGCCGAUUAAUCUAUCUGAUUGAAUCAUUUGAUGCGUUCAAUGUGUCCGAUUUUCUCAUACACAUGGAAUCCACCUCACCCGCGGAUGUGGAAUCAAAGGACCAGUCGGAUUACACCGGUCGGCUUCGAGCACACCGACUGAAUGCAUGCGGUCUACUUGAAUACGUGCUGACCUUGAACCCCGUACGGAAUGCUGCCGGUCGGCUGAGACAGUUCCUAUUCGGUCAGACUGCCUACUAUCCUUACACGCCACUAACUGAACAGAUUAUUCGAGAGGCAAGUACGCGAUAUCAGUUGCUGAUCAAAUUGCAUCAGUUGACCAAGUUCUACUUCAACACUACGCGUCCUUGGAUUGAAAAACUUUUCACUAAUAGUUCUCGACUGAAUGCGUUUCGUGACCAGAUGCAGACAUGUGCUGAGGAUGACUUUUUCCUGCCCUCCCAAGUAACGAAAGCCUGUGCGCUCAUCCGUCGUUGGUCCGAUCCCGCAGUGAUUCCGGAAAACUCCACACAGACACAUUGGACCGGGACUUUAAAAAGUGCAGAUUUUCUGUUUGGUUUGAUCGAAUCUGUGCUGGACUGUAUGCAGUUGGAAAAUAGAUUUAUUCCGUUCACCGAUAAAAGCCAGUUUGACGAAUUCCUUGAGCGAAACCAGUUGGAUUUGCUACGCAGUCCAAUUGGAGUGAUUUUUGAGAGUGUACCACUCGUAUGGGAUAAUCAAACGGGACGAGCUACACUUCCACCGGACAAUCAAUCUGACGUGAUUUCGCUUGUGUUUCGCAAAAGCCCGUUCGCAAUAGACACAACAUAUCGGUACAAAGUUCUUGACUAUUAUCGUACCCCAAUCCCCAGACGUCAUCCGUCAACCGAUAUGAAAUAUUUCACCAGUGGAUUUAUCGACCUUCAAGAGGAUUUGAGCCGAGCUAUCGUCCAGCUGACUAGAACACCACCAGACCAGGAGACCUCACGAAUCCAUACAGGCACAGAAUUCAAGCUUUUCCCCACAGCCCCGUUUGUGAAUGAUGGGUUCAUGGACUUUUUUGCACCAAAUUUGCCUCAAUUGAUGGUCCUCGCUUGGUCUCUGACCGUGGUGUCGGCAGUCAAAUACAUGGUGGAUGAGAAGGAACAUGGUCUGACCGAGAUGCUCACUCUGCUUGGUGUGCCCCCCGUACUGGGUCAAGCUUCAUGGUUCACCGUAUCCAUCAUUCUUAUAUUGCUAUCAUGUGUGCCCAUUUUAGGCAUUCUCAAGUUAACCGGGAUUGUAAUGCAUUCGAAUUCGAUGCUAUUGUUCUCUUUCACCAUGUCCUAUGCGAUUGCCAUUCUUUCAUUCGCUGUGAUGUGCAGUUGCCUUUUUCAUCGCGCAAAUCUUGCCGCGGUGGUUUCCGGUUGUGUGUAUUUUCUGUUCUUCUUACCAGCACCUCUGCUGCUGCGCUACGAGAAUUUUCUCUCACCCGAGGUGCUCUAUGGGGCAAGCCUUCUACCUCAGGUCAGUCACGGAUUCGGUUGGGCUUAUUUCAUUCGGUUGGAAAUACACGGGACUGGGGCUCAUUGGAACAGUUUGUGGCACGUUGAUCAUUCCGACGCUCCCUACUCGUUGGGUUUGGCAUUUGUCUUUCUCUGGAUCUCAGUUGUGCUGCAUUUGACCAUAGCCGUGUUUGUGAUUCCCUGGUUUCGAUUCGCUUACCGUUGGGCCAUGCCUGGAUUGACUCGUCUUCUAUACGGCCCCAGUGGACAAGCUACGUAUCACGGUUGGACGAACGCACUACGUGAACAUCGACUAACAGCUUUCCUACGCGAACGACGUCUAGGUAAUAAUACUGAUUUGUCUGAGGGUUCAGCGAUCGCGAAUGGGGUGAAUGGGGUAGGUCACGCGGGCCCGCCGGAGACUCCACCGGCUAUCCGUUCGACAAUUCCGACUGUAGUUAUUCGACGACUAAACAAAACCUACCGAUGUCCGCAUUUUGUCGCCCUGGACAACGUCUCAUUGACUAUGUUUCCGGACGAGAUCACUGCAAUUUUGGGACAUAACGGAGCCGGAAAAACAACAUUAAUGUCUAUUCUAACGGGAACUACACAAUCAACCGGUGGAAUUGUACUCGUUAAUGGUUUUAAUGUUCGUACUCAGAUGGAUGAGGUACGGGAGCAAAUGGGCUAUUGUCCUCAACGUGAUAUACUCUAUUCCGAUCUCACGGUUGCUGAGCAUAUUCGUUUUUACUGUGCCCUUCGUGGGUUGACUGGGAGCAUGCUACGUUCAAAAGUAGACGCUUAUUUGGACGAGUUCAAUUUCCAAACCAAGCGGAACGCAUUAGCUAAAACGUUAUCUGGUGGUCAAAAGCGCAAAUUGUCUGUUUGCUUGGCUUUUGUUGGAGAUGCUUCAGUUGUACUUCUGGACGAACCGACGGCCGGUGUGGAUCCACUAUCCAAACGAGUGAUCUGGGACACCAUACGUGCCAUGCGUCCCGGUCGCACAGUGCUGUUCACCUCACAUCACAUGCGCGAAGCGGAAUUUCUUUCCGAUCACAUUGCCAUUUUAACUCGCGGUCGUGUGUACUGUGCCAGUUCAAGUGUGUCUUUGAGAGCCCAAUACGGAGUCGGUUACGUUCUGACUUUGGAUAAGAGUUCCGUGGUUGAUCAACUAUCCUGGUCCGAUUUAAUUUCAAUAGUUCACAAAUUCAUUCCACAAGCGAUUCGAGUUUCACAGACAAUGAACUGUGUGAAGUUGCGUAUUCCUUUGGAAGCUGCCUUGAAUGGGACUGAUUUGAUUCAACUGUUCCGACAUUUGGAAUCCCAUCCAUGCGGUGUCCGAGUUAGUGUGACAGAUACCUCACUGGAGGAUAUUUUCAUCGAGAUCAUGACUGCGGCUAUGCCAAAUUGGGCUAACACAUCAGACUCAUCUUCUCAACUGCUUGAUUAUACAAAUGAUUUAGACAUGUCUACCAAUGGCCAAAUGAACGGCAUAAGCUCACCAAGUAGAACACAAGCGCUGUCCUCUCCAUUGCCUCAGUGCUCUAUGUCUCCCGUAUCCCUAGGCGGAUAUGUGCCUGAUCUGGAAACUUCCCAGUCUACUUGUACCACCCAUUCGGAAAGCGAGCACUCUUCCUUUGUUCUCAAUCCAGGUGUCUCGUUUGUCUCACAACAAACUGCCGUGGUCUUUGCCAAACGCUGGUAUCAUUUACGUCGAAAGAAACUGCUCUGGGUUUUGGAAUUUCUCGUCCCGUGUACCUUAGUUCUGCUAUCUCUUAUUCUGUUCACACUCUAUCGACCACGUGUUGAUCAACCUCCUAUGGAUCUUCAUCCUUGGCUGAUGACUGCGAAACGCAAAAUCCCGCUAGUUAGUUUCAUUGCAAAUGAGGUCUGUUCGAGUGAAUUCCCACCGAAGCAAGAAUCGACGGCGGCUGUGCGAAUGUAUAACCUUGUUAAUGAAGAUGCUUUCAGUUUAACCGGUGCACGCUGCUUGCCACGAUCUGUAUAUACUCCGAGACCGGAGGACGGACUUGAAUGCCAUAUCCAACCUGCUUCACCAAAGCGGAAUGUGAUUCCUUCCCCCAUAUCCGCGCCUAACUCUUGUGUUUUAACGAAUGCAUCUAAACAUGUGCCGUUUAUUCCACAACGUCAGCUGCCCGUCUCCGGAAUAUUACUCAAUAUGACACACAUUGACAUCCCUCAAUUUAUCCUCCAUUCUUCCGUACCUGGUGAGAUGUACGGUGGUCUGAGUAUAGGCGUGACCCAUUCGAAAUUGACCGCUUCUAAUGAGGCUCUGAUCGACUUGAUGCAAUCGGUUCGUAAGUGGCUGUCUCACUGGCUGUGGGAUUCGUCUGGCACAUUGAAAGUACCCGCAUUGACUCGAAUGUUUGACCUGAACUUUACUACACUGGUUAAGUCACUUCUUCCACCUGUCGAUCGUAUCAGGGUUUGGUAUAAUAACAAAGGAUACGCAGCUGCUCCGGCCUAUUUGAAUCUGCUGCACAAUCUUCAGUUACGGGCCCAUGCAAAUCGAUCACAAACGAGUGCCCCGUCCAUUGGUUUGGUCAUAGCCAAUCAUCCGUUACCAUUUCCCAAAAAUACCUGGUCUUUCACAUUUCGCGAGACAUUAAAGAUCGACGCAGUAUUUUCGUUGUUCCUUCUCCUUGCUCUCUGUUUUAUCCCGGCCAAUUUCUCCGUCCUCCUCGUCGAAGAACGUCAGCUAGGCAUCAAACAUUUGCACUAUGUGUCCGGAUUGCGACCCCAUUUAUAUUGGUUUGUGAACUACGCUUGGGAUUGGCUGACCUAUUCCUUGAUGGCUUUGAUCUGUGUGAUAUUUUUGGCCCUGUUUCAAAAAUUGGCUUUUACCAGUAUUAUCGCCGUGGGCCCGUUCAUUCUAAUCAUGCUUUUGCAUGGCUGUGCCAUUAUUCCCCUGAUCUAUUUGACCACAUUCGUGUUUCGACAACCCAGUACCGCAUUCGUCCUAAUCUGUGCGUUCAACAUGCUCGUGGCCACGGUGACCACAUCGGUCAGCUUCUUUCUCGAACUAUUAACACUACAAGAACCGAGUUUGCAACCACUGACCACCCGUGUCCAAUUGGUUUUGCGCAUCUUUCCGCACUAUUGUCUUGGCAGUAGUAUCUACGAUUUGUCAGUGACACGUUUCCUCGUCGAGCAAGGUUUGUUGCCUGAACAGACCAGUUCGUCAAUCUGGACGCUACUCUAUCCGCGUAUGCUUUGUCUCGUCGCGCACACGAUUUGUUAUUUGUUCAUUCUGGCCCUGAUCGAAGAACGAUUUCGUUGGAUACACGGAUGUGCUUUGCGCGGUCGACGCAAAACCGCACCAACUCCGGCUUGGGAUCUGGAAUUGGCAAAUGGACAGUUUAUGCCUUUGACACCGGACAAAGCGACUCUGAAUGAAAAUUCGGCCGUUAUUCAAAUCAAACACCUUUCCAAGCGUUAUUAUGGACAAUCCCGUCCAGCAGUGAAUAAUCUGAACUUGAAUAUACACGCUGGCGAGUGUUUUGGUCUGUUGGGUACUAACGGAGCCGGUAAAUCGACCACGUUUGCAAUGCUGUCUGGUCAGUUGUCUGUAAGACCGGACACUGUGACCUUGAACGGAUAUGACCUCGCUCGACAGCUGUCCGAAGCACACCAAUUCAUGGGAUUUUGUCCGCAAUCCGAUGCAUUACACGAUUUCCUAACCGCACGCGAGACUCUGAUCAUGUAUGGGCGAUUACGUCAGCUAUCUGGAUCGCGACUUUAUUCGGUCGUACGUCGUUUGCUUCACAGUACCGGGCUCGAGUCAUACGCAGACCGACUAGUUUGUACCUUCUCCGGGGGAACCAAGCGUAAACUAUCGGCAGCGAUCGCGUUCAUCGGUGACCCCAAAGUGAUUCUACUAGACGAACCCUCUAGCGGGAUGGAUCCGGGUGCACGAAAAUUGCUCUGGCGAUUGGUCCAGUCGGCCGUACGCCGGGGUUGUGCAGUCGUGUUGAGUUCACACUGUAUGGAGGAAUGUGAAACCUUGUGUGAUCGCGUCGGUCUUUUGGUAGAUGGUCGCAUACGAUGUGAUGGGGGCCCGUUGGAGUUGAAAGUACGUUACAGUGUGGGCUAUCUGGUCGAUUUAGAAUUGACUACAUCCGCAAUCGAGCUGGGACGGGAAGAAUUGGAGUCCCGGCUAGGUGUUGUUCUGCCCGGGAUCCAGCUACGUUAUCCGCUGACCGCUCGACAACAGUAUUCCUACUCCAAUCGCGACCAGUUGUCCUCCUUGUUCGAAGCAUUGCAUAACCUUAGACAAGAACAUUUGGUCAGACAUUUCUCGGUGAAGCACAGCACAUUGGAAGAUGCGUUUGUGCGCUGUAUCAACCAAUCGGAAACAUCCUCAUCUAUGUGA